AUGGAUGUUAUGGAGACGUAUCUCUAUGCUGGCACAACGUCUGAUUUCCUGGGCAAGGACAGCACGUUUAGCCGCUCUCUUGGCCCGCCCCCAGAUCAGCAGUACAUUCGCACAGACAUCUCCGAGGACUACUGGAUCAACGAGGGCAAAUUUAUUUCCGCCCAUCCCAUCGCGGACACCUACAACCCUGACGAUGACAAGAUUUACUUCUUUUUCCGCGAGGCGUCCCGUGAUGGGAGCACUACAGACAAGACUGUACUGUCUCGUGUCGCCCGGAUCUGCCGGCUGAGCUGGCCAGCUCCAAGAGACAGGGUGGAUAUGUGUAUACUGGCUGGCAAAAACCCUCUUACCGAAUGUGCUAAUUUCAUACGAGUUUUGCACAGCUAUAACCGGACACAUGUCUACGCCUGUGGCACUGGAGCGUUCCACCCCACCUGUGCUUUCUUAGAGGUCAAAGGUCACAAAGAGGACAGCUGGUUGCACAUUCACAGCAACACUGUGGAAUCCGGCCGAAUGAAAUGUCCUUUUGAUCCACACCAGCCUUUUGCUUCAGUACUCACAGAUCAGUAUCUCUAUGCUGGCACAACGUCUGAUUUCCUGGGCAAGGACAGCACGUUUAGCCGCUCUCUUGGCCCGCCCCCAGAUCAGCAGUACAUUCGCACAGACAUCUCCGAGGACUACUGGAUCAACGAGGGCAAAUUUAUUUCCGCCCAUCCCAUCGCGGACACCUACAACCCUGACGAUGACAAGAUUUACUUCUUUUUCCGCGAGGCGUCCCGUGAUGGGAGCACUACAGACAAGACUGUACUGUCUCGUGUCGCCCGGAUCUGCCGGAAUGAUGUUGGAGGUUUGAGAAGUCUUACCAACAAGUGGACAACAUUCCUCAAAGCAAGAUUUGUGUGCUCCAUUCCUGGACCAGAUGGAGUGGACACACACUUUGAUGAGCUACAGGACAUCUUUCUCCUCUCUAGAAGAGAUGAAAGAAAUCCAAUGGUGUACGGAGUGUUCACCACCACCAGUUCUAUCUUUAAAGGAUCAGCCGUAUGUGUCUAUACCAUGGAAGACAUCCGUGCGGUGUUUAAUGGACCAUAUGCUCAUAAAGAGGGUCCGGACCAUCGCUGGGUGGAAUUUGAAGGCAGAAUCCCCUACCCACGACCAGGCACUUGCCCCAGUCGGACAUAUGAUCCUCAUAUAAAAACGACUAAAGACUUUCCAGAUGAAGUCAUCAGUUUUAUACGGCUGCACCCGCUAAUGUACCACUUUGUGCACCCAAUGACGGGCCGACCAAUUUUCACUCGUAUCAAUACGGAGUACCGGCUCACUCAGAUUGUAGUGGACAGCGUGGCAGCUGAAGAUGGACAGUAUGCUGUUAUGUUCUUGGGCACAGAUAUGGGAUCAGUUUUGAAGGUUGUCAGCAUCACUCAAGAAAACUGGUACACAGAGGAGAUCCUCUUAGAGGAGCUACAGGUGUUCAAGAGUCCCUCACCAAUUCUCAACAUGGAAGUCUCAUCAAAGCAGCAGCAGCUGUUUGUUGGAGGAAGCGACGGGUUGGUGCAGGUGUCCCUGCACAGGUGCCAUAUUUAUGGGCAAGGCUGUGCAGAAUGCUGCCUGGCUAGAGACCCCUACUGCGCUUGGGAUGGCACCCAGUGCUCCAGAUACAUUCCAGCAUCCAAGAGGAGGGCCAGAAGACAAGAUAUCAAGCAUGGAGACCCAUCCAGCCAUUGUUGGGACACAGAGGAUGUGUUAGGGUGGAAUGUCGAGGAAAAGGUGUUGUAUGGAGUAGAGAGUAACUCCUCUUUUCUUGAGUGUGUUUCACAAUCUCAGCAGGCCUUGAUCCGCUGGUUCGUACUGAAGCCAGGAGCGGACCACCGUCAAGAGGUAUAG
This is a messenger RNA of Sinocyclocheilus grahami, 1884 nucleotides long. RefSeq names its product semaphorin-3D-like. Gene Ontology annotation, biological process: neural crest cell migration; negative chemotaxis; axon guidance. Gene Ontology annotation, molecular function: semaphorin receptor binding; chemorepellent activity. Gene Ontology annotation, cellular component: plasma membrane. The transcript is spliced from 17 exons. The record is from RefSeq and is a predicted model, not a curated record. NCBI's taxonomy places the organism in Eukaryota, Metazoa, Chordata, Actinopteri, Cypriniformes, Cyprinidae. The coding region runs from base 1 to 1884 and encodes 627 amino acids.